AAAAAAAAGUAAGAAGAUAAAAUUAGGACUCAUAUUUUUUCUAUGUUCGGUCGUAGCAAGUCAUUGUUGUUCGUUUGUAAGUCGUUGCCAGUUUGCUAACUCAGAUCACACGUGCGAGUUCUUGCAGUUUGAUUCUUCAAAUGAGACCUUCUUUUGUUGGAUUCAUCCUUGUUUUUCUCUCAGUUUGCUGUUGCAGCUUUUCUAGCGAUGGAAGUACUAAAGCGCAGAGAACUUUAGCGAUCAUAAAGCCGGAUGGAUUGCUCGGUAACUACACAGAUGAUAUCAAGAGAACAGUUUCAGAAUAUGGUUUCAGCAUUGUCGAGGAACAGAUUGUUCAACUUGACGAGGCGACUGUGAAAAGAUUUUAUGCAGAACACUCUUCAAAAAGCUUCUUUUCAAGCCUAGUUAAAUACAUGACAAGUGGACCAGUGUUAGUCAUGGUUUUGGAAAAGGAUAAUGCUGUUGCUGAUUGGCGCGCUUUAAUGGGUCCUACUGAUGCAAGCAAGGCCAAGAUUACUCACCCUCGCAGCAUUAGAGCAAAAUGUGGAUUGGACACUGAAAAAAAUUGUGUUCAUGGUUCAGACUCUACCAAAUCUGCACAAAGAGAGAUACUAUUUUUCUUCGACGAGCUCGCUCCAGAUGUAAUUACAGAACACGAUGAAUUGUAGCGCGUAAAAGUUCGAAGCAGAAACACAAGCUUUGUUUUUUGAGGCUCACUACUGUUACAUAAUUCAUAUACAGGACUAUAUGAAACCAUUUUCUAUAUAAAUAUUAUAGCAACCAAACAGCCUAUAUAGUUAUAUCAUCGAUACAUUCCUUUC
Messenger RNA from Lathyrus oleraceus (garden pea), 821 nucleotides. Its product is annotated as probable nucleoside diphosphate kinase 5. The coding region runs from base 141 to 668 and encodes 175 amino acids. Gene Ontology annotation, molecular function: nucleoside diphosphate kinase activity. The transcript is spliced from 6 exons. The record is from RefSeq and is a predicted model, not a curated record. Gene Ontology annotation, biological process: CTP biosynthetic process; GTP biosynthetic process; UTP biosynthetic process. NCBI's taxonomy places the organism in Eukaryota, Viridiplantae, Streptophyta, Magnoliopsida, Fabales, Fabaceae.